AAACUUCUUUCUUACUAAUGCAACAAAUUUUGUAGGGAAAUUAAUAGCUCUAUAUCAAGUUAUAGUACAUUUAGUGGUCCUCCCACUUUCUAAUCUUGGGCCAAACCUUGUUUUAUCUAUGUAUCUCUACUUCAAUUAUCAUGUUUGUCUUCAUUAUACUCAUCUUAAUUCUAUAACUUGCACUAUGAAAUUGAUUCUAUGUAAUCUUCUUUAAGGUGAAGUUUGGAAAACUUGCUUCAAAAAAGAGAGAACUCCCCUGAACAUAACCAAUGUCUAGUACUGCUGGCCUUGUGAUUCCCUGCAAAGCUGCGGUAGCAUGGGAGGCCGGGAAGCCGUUGGUGAUAGAGGAAGUAGAGGUUGCCCCACCACAGACCUUGGAAGUCAGAGUUAAGAUCAAGUACACUACUCUUUGCCGUACUGACUUUUACUUUUGGGAAGCUAAGGGCAGUACUGCUACACAAUUGUUUCCUCGCAUUUUCGGCCAUGAAGCAGCUGGCAUUGUAGAGAGCAUAGGUGAGGGGGUGACUGAUUUCCAAGUAGGCGAUCAUGUUCUUCCGGUUUUUACUGGAGAAUGCGGGGAGUGUCGCCACUGCAAAUCUGAAGAAAGCAACAUGUGUAAUUUGUUAAGGAUGAACCCUUAUAGAGGAGUGAUGCUAAACGAUGGGAAAUCCCGGUUUUCUCUCAAUGGAAAUCCUGUUAACCAUUUCAUUGGAACUUCUACUUUCAGUGAAUAUACAGUAGUUCAUUCUGGUUGUCUUGUUAAGAUUAACCCAAAGGCACCCUUAGAUAAAGCCUGCAUUCUCAGCUGUGGUGUCUCAACAGGUUUGGGCGCGACUUUAAAUGUGGCAAAACCGAAAAAAGGCUCUACUGUUGCUGUGUUCGGACUUGGAGCUGUUGGACUUGCUGCUGCUGAAGGUGCCAGAAUUGCUGGUGCAUCAAGAAUAAUAGGAAUCGGUCGGAAUCCUAGCAAAUUUGAGGAAGCCAAGAAAUUUGGUGUCACAGACUUUGUGAAUCCAAAAGAUCAUGACAGACCAGUUCAAGAGGUUAUCAAGGAGAUGACUGACGGAGGAGUCGACAGGAGUAUAGAGUGCACUGGAAAUGUGGAUGUUAUGAUAUCUGCAUUUGAGUGUGUUCAUGAUGGAUGGGGAGUGGCUGUACUUUGUGGAGUUCCUAGCAAGGAUGCUGUUUUUAUGACUAAACCCAUUAAUUUGCUUAAUGAGAGAACUCUCAAAGGAACUUUUUUUGGCAACUACAAGCCCAAGUCGGAUCUCCCAUCUGUUGUUGAUAUGUACAUGAAUCAGGAGCUGGACUUGGAUAAAUUCAUAACUCAUAGAGUAUCCUUCUCAGAAAUCAACAAGGCUUUCGAGUUAAUGCAAAAAGGGGAAGGCUUGCGCUGUAUCAUAAGCAUGGAAGAUUAAACAGAAGAUAUUAUCUGAUCUUAUAAGGGUAUAAUUCAAAUUUUCUAGCAGAAUUCAGAAAAUUGCAUUCACUUAUUUUUGUAAUAAUGUCAAACCAAGUGUUCAAUUAUGCUAUUCAAACUUGCCAGUUGAUUGAAUUUGUACAUGGCAUUGAGACAUGAUAUAUAUGCCUCUGUUUACCAUAAAACAAUGCAAAUUUACUAGGAA
This is a messenger RNA of Chenopodium quinoa (quinoa), 1625 nucleotides long. Its product is annotated as alcohol dehydrogenase 1-like. The record is from RefSeq and is a predicted model, not a curated record. The transcript has 10 exons. The coding region runs from base 270 to 1418 and encodes 382 amino acids. Gene Ontology annotation, biological process: formaldehyde catabolic process. Gene Ontology annotation, molecular function: zinc ion binding; S-(hydroxymethyl)glutathione dehydrogenase [NAD(P)+] activity. Gene Ontology annotation, cellular component: cytosol. NCBI's taxonomy places the organism in Eukaryota, Viridiplantae, Streptophyta, Magnoliopsida, Caryophyllales, Amaranthaceae.